AUGGCUGACAUUAAAUCUGAACCUCAAGGCACUCAAAGUCUCCCCCCUCCGUCACUGCCUCAGCUUGUGGCCGAACAACAUGUUCCCAUUCCCUCGAGCGACAAGGACUCACAGCGCCUGAUCGUCGUGCUGUCCAAUGCCAGUCUCGAGACAUACAAGGCUUCCUCAGGUGGCCGUGGUGGUGCCAAGGACGACAAGUACUCGUUGCUCAACAGCGACGAGCACAUUGGUGUCAUGCGCAAGAUGAACCGCGACAUUUCGGAUGCUCGUCCCGACAUUACCCACCAGUGUCUCCUCACUCUUCUCGACUCGCCUCUCAACAAGGCCGGCAAGCUCCAAAUCUAUAUCCAUACAGCAAAGGGUGUCUUGAUCGAAGUCAGCCCCACCGUCCGCAUUCCUCGUACCUUCAAGCGCUUCGCUGGUUUGAUGGUUCAACUCCUCCACAGACUCUCCAUCCGUUCAACGACGUCGCAAGAGAAGCUGUUGAAGGUUAUUAAGAACCCCAUCACCGACCACCUCCCUCCCAACUGCCGCAAGGUCACCCUCAGUUUCGACGCCUCCGUUGUUCGCGUGAGCGACUACAUUGCCGACCUGGCUCCCAAGGAGAGCAUUUGCGUCUUUGUCGGUGCCAUGGCCAAGGGUAACGAUACUUUCGCAGACGAGUUCAAGGACGAUUCAAUCUCCAUCAGCAACUUCAGUUUGAGUGCCAGUGUCGCUUGCAGCAGAUUCUGUCACGCUGCCGAGGAAGUCUGGGACGUCAUCUAG
Messenger RNA from Aureobasidium subglaciale EXF-2481, 765 nucleotides. RefSeq lists its product as uncharacterized. Gene Ontology annotation, cellular component: nucleolus; small-subunit processome. The coding region runs from base 1 to 765 and encodes 254 amino acids. Gene Ontology annotation, biological process: rRNA base methylation. Lineage: Eukaryota; Fungi; Ascomycota; Dothideomycetes; Dothideales; Saccotheciaceae. Gene Ontology annotation, molecular function: rRNA (pseudouridine) methyltransferase activity; rRNA binding. The transcript has 2 exons. The record is from RefSeq and is a predicted model, not a curated record.